This is a messenger RNA of Laccaria bicolor S238N-H82, 3237 nucleotides long. RefSeq lists its product as uncharacterized. The record is from RefSeq and is a predicted model, not a curated record. The coding region runs from base 1 to 3237 and encodes 1078 amino acids. NCBI's taxonomy places the organism in Eukaryota, Fungi, Basidiomycota, Agaricomycetes, Agaricales, Hydnangiaceae. Gene Ontology annotation, cellular component: transcription factor TFIIIC complex. The transcript has 17 exons. Gene Ontology annotation, molecular function: protein binding. Gene Ontology annotation, biological process: transcription by RNA polymerase III.
AUGACCUUCUGUUAUUCAUCUUCGACGGCCAGAGCCCUUUCCCUUCUCAUAUUCAUAUCGUCAAAUACUACUCCCUGGACUCUUUGUUACCCGUGUUUGUACGCCAUAGAAUACCCCGGAAGAAAUUUAGAUUCUGGCGAAAUUCUGAUUCAGAUGAUUACUGUGAGGGGGUGUGUGAGGAGCUUACAGAUGUUGUCGAGAACAGACGACGAAAUGGACGUCGAUGAGGACUUCGUUGAGGGCGUAACCGACGAAGACAACGACGGCUCGGCAUCAAAUUCAGAAGAAGACGCCGAAGGCGAGGAUGACGAAGAGAACGAGGACGAUGCACCGAACCCCGAAGAAACGUACGCCGAGAAGGAGAUUGAAGGAGAUUUCGAUCGUCUCGUACAGAACAUACGACUCCGGGACACGUCCUCAAACAACGGAGCGAGCGGCAGCGGAUUGACAAAGGAUUGGGAUUUCAGCAUCGAGGAGAAAGAGGCCGAGUUCCGCGAUGACCUCAGGGAAGCCUCAGGUAUUGGCCGGAAACGCAAACGGAAAGGCCGAACGACGGGGCCAGUCCUCUCUCAACAAGUUCGCUCCCUUAUUGGUGAUGGGAAUCAAGCGUAUGUAGACAGCAACUUACCUGAAGCGAUCCGGAUGAUGCAAGAAGUCAUACGCAUUGAACCGCGCGCGGCGAGUGCUUGGUCUGUCCUUGCACAGUGCUAUGAAGAUAUGGAACAAGGGCAGAAGGCGCUCCAGCUUAGGAUCAUGGCGGCUCACCUUCGACACGAUGCGGAUGAGUGGGAUCGAUUGGCGAGGCAGUCAAGGGAACAUGGGUAUAACCAACAGGCGUUAUACUGCUAUCGAAAAGUAUAUAGUCUUGACCCGACAAAUGUCGACGCGUUGUGGGAUCGAGCAUCGUUGGCAAAGGAGAUUGGGGAUUUUCGAACAGCUCGCAACGCGUUCACAUCAAUCCUUAAACGGUUUCCACACGACCUGACCGUUCUUCGCGAACUCCACACCAUUCUCGUCGAGCUCUCCGAACUCCCAACUUGUGCCGACCUCCUCCAAGCCGCGUUUGACCACUAUCAACGCAUCUACCCCACCCCUUCCCAGACCAUCUUCACCAAACUGGACCUGCUCCUUCUGGCCGACUUGUACAACGCUCUUGGGGAACACGAAAAAGCAGCCCAGACGAUCAGGCGCGGAACUCGUUGGUUGCAAGGGAGAGCCGAGCAGCGGUAUUGGGAUUUGUGCGAGGAUGAUAGGGAGUAUGAUAUGGAUGGGUGGCCGGCGAGAAGUGUGAUUGGGGAGGGAGGUGGGAUACAGGCUGGGAGGUAUGAGUUGGACGCCAAUGCGCGUCAUCGGUUGGCGGUUGCGAGGAUCAAGAUGGGCGAGAUCGAGGAGGGAAAGCUUCAUGCGAAUGCGGUCUUGGCACAAGAUAUUCUUGAUUACGCGGUCCUCUUUGCUGAGAUUGCAGAUGCGUACUUUGAGAGGGAGAUGUACGCCGAGGCGAAGCCUAUCUACGAACUCCUUGGUGCUGACCCUGCGACAAGCAGUAUUUAUAUUCUGUUACAAACAGCCGCAUGCAUGAAGAUGCUCGAAGAGCUUCGUGAAGCUGCAGAAGUCUACGAACAUAUCCGACAGGCUGAUCCUACACACAACGACGCCAAAAUGAAGCUUGCUGAAAUUUAUGAGAUCCUAGGUGAACCUCGACGGGCUCUAGAACUAGUAUAUGAAGUCAUCGACUCCCGCAAAAAGCGCGCAAAAGCACCGGCGACCCAAUCUGAAGACGACCCCACCACAGCCUCUCUCUUCGCCGAAGAACGUAUCGCCAGGACCAAAGCUAACGCUAUCCGUCUCCAGAACCGACUAACGCACCUGCAGCUGAGGGAGCUGGAGACGGCCAAGGAGAAAGAGGUAAUGCAGGGGUAUCGGAAAAUAAGGGAGCUGUGGGCGGGUAUGAUGGGUGGGGAUGAGGAGUGUGAGAGGGAGUGGAUGGUCGAGGCGGAGAAGCUUGUGGAUAUGUUCAGGGAGACGAGGAACUUGUUUUUGACCAGUCGGAAUAAUCCGUUUAGAGGGAUGUUUCCGAGGAGUCAUAGGAAGAAGCAGAAGGUCGAGACGGAAGCUGAUGAAGAUCGGAUGGCGUCGAGGUUGCAGCUUGACUUGGAACGUGAUAGCAUGUCGAGGAAGGCGACCAAGGGAGACGCGCAGAUUGGCAAAGUGGAUGUAUUUAGAGGGAUUUCGUUCGAUGACUGGUUGAAGUUGUUCAUGCAGUAUUGCUUUCUUCUUACUCGACGAGGUCAAUACGAUGUCGCAGAUGAAAUCCUUCGACAUAUCAUGGUCUCAAACGCAUAUCAAGCUCGUGAGCGACAGGACUCUAUUCGAUUAGCAAUCAUCACUUGUGGUCUGGCUGCGGGCCAACACACCGCUGUCGUUGAACAAGCACGCAAACUCAUCACCGUACACCAAUUUAACAACGAGCCACUCCGAAUCCUCAUGGCUUGCCUAUCAAGUGGCCUCCGCCCCACAGAUUCUUUCAUCACUUCCACACUUCAGAAGCAUUUGUUUAGGGAAAUGAAGUUGGCGGAUACGGCUGUGAAGAGCCCAGAAGUGCUUAAGUGGAAUCCAUUGAACAAACGGUAUGCGCCCACUGCACAGAGUGGGAAAGCGGAGGAUGGGGCUGAGGAGGAUGGGGAUGAUGGAGUGCCGGAUCAGGGUGGUGAUCAGGAGAGUGGGGCGACAGCUACGGCAGGGAGCCUCAAUGUCCCCGAGAUACCGACGAAGCAUAAUCCAGUUAUUGUGGCUAUCUAUGGCCAGAUUUGUAUCGCGGCGAAGAGCUAUCAGAGUGCUAUUUUCUAUCUGUUGCAUGCAUACGAUUAUUGCCCUGACGAUCCAAUGAUAUGCUUGUGCUUGGCCAUAGCUUCCAUUGGUAGGGCGAUGCAGCGUCAGUCAGAUAACCGGCAUCAUCUUGUUACACAGGCGAUGGCGUUCUUAACGCAGUAUCGCAGCCUCCGAGGAAGUGGCAUGCAGAGUGUACGGGAAGUGGAAUACAACUUUGCCAGGACUUUCCAUCAGCUUGGACUCUACUCCUACGCGGUCAAGCAUUACGAAAAUGUUCUUGAACUUGCGGAGAAGAACAAUGACGACCUCUUCGCCAAAGAGGCCGCAUACAACCUAUCCCUGAUCUUUGUCUUCACUGGCGCCACUCACCUGGCGAAUGCUUUGUAUCGUCGAUGGCUCUCAAUAUGA